GCGUUUAACCUUAGCAUUUUUAUUUUUAAAGUAAUAUAGGCGGUUAAAAUUUCUAUCCCCACCGGUCCAGAAGCCUCGCCGCCAUCACCUUAUCCUCUUGCCGAAACCUCCGCCUGUGGGACGGCGUAAUCAAAGCUCUUCGACCGGAAAAGGAAUAGAGCAGAGCUGAAUUCCGGUUCUUCUUCUCCAAUUUCUCUAUCCCAAAAUCCAGGGAAGGACGAUGUCAGAAAAAGGAGGGAAAGGACCGGAGUUUAGUAAUGGAGGAAAAUCUGCUCUCAAUACUGGGAAGGAUGACAGUGCAGGGAAAAAGAAAGGAAGGAAAGUUCAAUUUGGUUCUGAAGAUUCACCUGAUGGAACUUUCGCGAGAUCUAAUGGCAAAGCAGAUACACCAUUUUCUAAAGGAAGCAAAGGUGGAAAAAGUGGAAAAGGCCAAACUUCAAAAGUUCCUCUUCCCUUGGAGCUAAGAGUUGAGCAAGAAAUUUCUGAGAAUACUGAAUGCCUGAUGGACUGUGAAGCUGCUGAAAUCUUAAAAGGAAUCCAGGAGCAAAUGGUUAUACUGUCUGAAGAUCCAACUAUAAAGCUUCCUGUAUCAUUUUACAAGGGACUGAUGUAUGCACUGAGACACCAAGUUUAUGAGAACCCAGAGACUAUUAAACAAGCACUUCAACCUUUGAAGAAGCAUGGUGUAUGUGACAGCGAGAUAUGCAUGAUUGCCAACUUUCACAUGGAAUCUACUGAUGAAGUGUUUGCUCUCAUCCCCUCUUUGAAGGGUAAGAAGAAAAAGCUGGAAGAACCCCUAAAAGCAGUGUUGGAGGAAUUAACUAAGCUGAAGAACUCAUCAUAAUUCAUGAAGCCGUAUAUUGCAGAGGCAAGGAUCAGGUGAUUUGUGUCAUGUUGUAACUACUGCUUGGGCUUAGGUAGUCGAUGAUGUCCAUCACUGACUUGUGAGCUAUUUCGAAUUCAAAGUGUUUAUUCUACUUUUGCCCUUUCAACAUUUGUGACAACUCUACAUGUAGUUUUCACCAUGACCCUCACUUUUGACAACUCUACUUGAUUUUGCCUUGCCUGACCUUUGUUGACUUUAUGAGGAAUGAUAUCAAAAUAUUAUCAAAAAUACUACAUAGCAUGUUUUCAUAUUUGCACAAAGGAGAAGACCCAUGAAGCAGUUGAUGUU
Molecule: messenger RNA, 1174 nt
Organism: Cuscuta campestris
Lineage: Eukaryota; Viridiplantae; Streptophyta; Magnoliopsida; Solanales; Convolvulaceae
Source: the annotation of a GenBank genome assembly